GAAAUAAUCGAGUUUAUGAGCGGAUGAGAUGAAAGGAGCGUGAUAAUAAAUUGGAGUUUGAGUGGGUUUAAGUAAGCCAAGGUUAUAAUGACAGCUGUGGCUACGUCUACAUACAUGGCUAACAGUAAAGCACAUGCAGCAAUGGUCAGACAUAAACACGUCCUCAAAGCAAUAAUAAUCCAUAGCUGGGAUGAAAUGUAAGUGUCGUGCUGCUGAUUCAGGAUCAGUCUUAAGACUAUAAUAUAAGAUACAGAUGAGCGGUUGUAGUCUCCGGUAGCUGAGUGGAACAGUUCGGUUUCCUGUAUUGUAAUCUGCUGUGGUUAGAGUCGCAGGUUCGAAUCUCGGUAGCUGCAAGUAUAGAAUAUAAAUUAAGCUUUAUGAAAAAAUAUGAUUUGUUUCCUGUAUAGACAGUUUAAAACAGUUUUACCAUUAAAAGCUAUUAAUUUACAGGUGUUUUUUUGUUUGUGAAAGUCAAAGAAAAGAAUGCACCAAGCCCAUAUAGACUUGGGAUCAGAUUAUUAGGGAUAUUUUCCACUCUCUAGUUUUUGAGUGCAAUAUACAUUUAAAAAUAUUUUCUACAGUGCAAUAUAUACGUCUCAUCUCAUCUCAUUAUCUCUCGCCGCUUUAUCCUUCUACAGGGUCGCAGGGAAGCUGGAGCCUAUCCCAGCUGACUACGGGCGAAAGGCGGGGUACACCCUGGACAAGUCGCCAGGUCAUCACAGGGCUGACACAUAGACACAGACAACCAUUCACACUCACAUUCACACCUACGGCCAAUUUAGAGUCACCAGUUAACCUAACCUGCAUGUCUUUGGACUGCGGGGGAAACCGGAGCACCCUUGCUGUGAGGCGACAGCGCUAACCACUACACCACCGUGCCGCCCCUGGUGUACCAACAUCUCUCCUGGAGUCAGGAUGAGCGCGAGGCAGUGUAAGAGCUGUGGUGGAGCGGAUAUAGACAUCGACCAGGCGCGUGGAAGUGCCGUGUGUACUGCCUGUGGCUCCGUGCUCGAGGAUAACAUCAUUGUGUCUGAGGUGCAGUUUGUGGAGAACAGCGGCGGAGGAGCGUCUGCGAUCGGACAGUUUGUGUCUGCUGAUGGUCCUUCAAAGGCCCCAGUGAUUGGAAGCGGCUUCCACACAAGUCUUGGGAAGGAGUCACGAGCGCAGACACUUCAGAAUGGGAAACGGCAAAUACACAGUCUGGGCAGCCAGCUGCAGCUGAACCAGCACUGCCUAGACACAGCCUUCAAUUUCUUCAAGAUGGUGGUGAGCAAGCAUCUGACAAGGGGGCGCAAGAUGGCCCACGUCAUAGCUGCCUGCCUCUAUCUGGUGUGCCGGACAGAGGGCACCCCCCACAUGCUUCUGGACCUGAGUGAUCUCUUACAGGUGAAUGUGUAUAUCCUGGGAAAGACUUUUCUGCUGUUGGCCAGAGAACUCUGCAUCAAUGCGCCUGCUGUCGAUCCAUGUCUGUAUAUUCCACGCUUUGCCCACAUGUUAGAGUUUGGAGAGAAAACCCAUGAAGUGUCCAUGACUGCACUGAGAUUGCUGCAGAGGAUGAAGAGAGACUGGAUGCACACAGGACGCAGACCAUCUGGACUCUGUGGCGCAGCUCUGUUGGUGGCGGCCCGCAUGCAUGAAUUCCGCCGCACGGUGAAGGAGGUCAUUGGCGUCGUGAAAGUAUGUGAGGCAACUCUCAGAAAGAGGCUGACAGAAUUUGAGGACACACCCACCAGUCACUUGACUAUUGAUGAGUUUAUGCGAGUGGACCUGGAGGAGGAGUGCGAUCCCCCUUCUUUCAUUGCUGGUCAAAAAAAGUUAAAGAUCCAGCAGCUGGAACAGGAACUGGCCAAGAAGCUUGAUGAAUAUCAAGGUGAGAUCAGCUCCUAUCAGGAUGAGAUUGAGACCGAACUGGAGAACAGCAGGCCUAAGCUGAGAGGAAUUUACGCCAUGUAUGCAAGAGAAGACACCAAUGAUGGCAGACUGUCUCUGGUGUCAGACCUCGUGGGAGAUGAGGACACGGAAGAUGAGGAGAUGGAGGCUGCAGCUCAGCACCUCAAUGAGGACUUCAUCAACCAGGUGUUACCUAAACUGGAGCUGGGCCCUCAGAGGUGCACAGAGGCACAGGAGCAGGGUAAAGAGGCGGCAGACCUGCCCAGUGGCUCCACCCGUGUGCCACUGACUUCACUGCUUGGCCCGCUUUCCACCGCUGCCAGCCUUGGCCUCACAGACUCUAUCCGCAGUUGUAUGACUGAGGAGGGGGAGGAUGAGGACAAGUCAGAUAACGGCGAGCUUGAUCUGGAAGGCAUCGACGAGAACGAGAUCGAAAAGUACAUUCUUAAUGACAACGAGGUCCAGGCUAAGACACAGCUGUGGAUGAAGCAAAAUGAAGAGUAUCUAAGGGAGCAGAAAGAAAAAGAAGAGAGGAUAGCCAAGGAGAAAGAGCAAGGGAUCUAUAAGGAGAAGUCAUCCCCCUGGUGGCCUAGUGGGGGUUUACUGGAUUAUCACACCAACGAACCAGGUUCGAAUCCCAGCAAAACCCUAACAAUAUAUUGGCCCAAAAAAACAUCCAAACGACGAGAGCCCAUUCGGGCCAGCACUGCAGGAGAGGCAAUAGAGAAGAUGCUGGAACAGAAGAAGAUUUCAAGCAAAAUCAAUUACGAUGUACUGCGAGACCUGAACAGCAAAGGCAGCAGCAGCCCAGCACACAAGACAGACGAAGUGUCUGGUAUUGUCCCUGGACGUAAGAAGCUCACCCGCCGCAAGAAACAGCCCAACAAGUGCAAUCUGGGUCUGGCCAAGCCUGCAAGCCUCAUGGGGAAAAGGCUCCGCCCCCUUAUAUCAUCAAACCCUAAGAAGAAAAGAGCAGCUACACAGAUUGUGCCCAGUGCUGCGAUGCUGCCGCCAGUGACCCUCGAGACUCCCCCUGCCCCUACUCCUCCUCCAGUCAUAGAGAGUGGCCCUGUGACAUAUGACGAGCCCACUGAGGAAGAGGAUGAGGAAGAGGUGGAAGAGCCCUGUGUUAGUGCUAUGAAGCUUAUGGGAGGGAACGAAUAUGGCUGUGAAGCCGAAGAGGAGGAUGUUUUUUAGUCUGCAGUGUUUGUCGUCUCAUCAGCAAGCUAUAAUUUCAUCAGGAUCUGAGAGCAAUGGCUUCUCCCCAUGUAGAUCCAGGACAGAGAGAAAAACAGGGCUUGGGCAUCUGCGCUAUUGUCAUUAGCAUGAAGGAACAUUCAUGCAUCAUUGGACUUAUUCAACUCCUGCAGCAUCUGAGACAAUAGAGAGACAUCUGAGGGUGUGUGUGACGUGGAAAACACAUGACUGAAGAUCAGAACUGUAGAUUUUGUGUACUUGGACUAUUAGACACAUGCUAAUCCACCAGAUGUGCAUUACUGUAAUUACUUAUAGGGAAACUGCUUAACAAACCAUACACAUGCAAAACGGAAAUCUAAUAAGCUUUUGAGCAUCUAGUUAUGUCACUGAUGCAGCCGAAUCAGCCAGUGUAGCAUUCAUUUAGGCAUUAAGCCCACUCAGGUGAUGUUUGGAUGAUCAGUGAUGAUUUUAUUGCCAUCUUCAUUUUUUUUCACACUUCUGAAUAAUGUAACAGUUGUUUCUGAUGUUUCUAGGUUGACAGCAGUAGUUUUUAAACAUGCUCGAAUGUGCUCUGGUAAAAGAAGUGACAUAUUUUGAGGGAAAAAAAUGUAAAGUAAUGGAUUUAUUUUGUGCUCUUUUAGUCUGGUUAGAGUUGUAACUUUUCUGUUUAAUACUAGCUCCAGUGUUUGUAGUCGAGUCACUAAGCCUCGAAUCCGAGUCCAGUCUCAAGUCCCCGGUGUUCAAUUCCAAGUCAUUUCAAGAAAAUUUCGAGUCGAGUCCAAGAACAAGACUCCAACCGCACUAUUUGACGGUGGCUGUUGCUGCCUUUAUGUGGUGCCUUUAUCCACCUCAUAGCUCCCUGUGGAGAUAUGAGUCUGUUUCAUAAAGCAGGUGCUCUGUACAGCUGACCUGUAAGAGCAACCCAAAGAUCUGAGCUUUAGAAUAGCAGACUGCUGUGAAUGCGAAUGAGCUUCUGACUUUGGGCAUAAAGUUCUCUUACAGGAGCUCUGCAAACCACAGCCUUCUACACCCCAUGGUAGUGCUUUCAUUUGGCUCCUGUUACACAACUGCACCUCAUAUAUACUGUACAGUGUUGUAGUUGAAUCACUAAACCUCGAGUCCGAGUCAAGUCCAAGAAUAAAACUCCAACCGUACCAUUUGACGGUGGCUGUUGCUGCCUUUAUGUGAAACCAUCUCUGCUACUGUGUUGGACUAACGUUACUGCUCGACUGCCCCAUUUUAGUUAAUAGGCUCCAGAUAAAAAGCUUGUUCAUCGCUCAGCAAGCCUUGCCCACUCUCAACAGGGCAAAUAACAUGAGAGAUGGUUAACACUAGCUAGUUCAUCGCUCAGCAAGCAAGCCCCGCUAUCAACAGAGCAAUGAACAUAGCGUGUCACUUCCUUCUCUGGGUGGAGUCUUACAAAAUGACGAUUGAAGUUCGAGGUUGUCCCUGUUGUCUCCUCGAUAGUUCUUCUACAUAUGGAACACGUAGCAGUGCAUUUUUUUCCACUGCACGAGAAGUCUGUAUAAGCAAACUGGACAAUCCUAGGGGCUUCUCUCCAGGCAUUUUAGCGCCAUUAGCGUUAGUUUGUUCCUGAACAUGACAUACGGUGGGGCAAAAAAGUAUUUAG
Neoarius graeffei (lesser salmon catfish) is the source of this 4717-nucleotide messenger RNA. RefSeq names its product BRF1 RNA polymerase III transcription initiation factor subunit b (gene brf1b). Gene Ontology annotation, biological process: transcription by RNA polymerase III; transcription preinitiation complex assembly; DNA-templated transcription initiation. Bases 916 to 3087 code for a protein of 723 amino acids. The transcript has 20 exons. Gene Ontology annotation, molecular function: RNA polymerase III type 3 promoter sequence-specific DNA binding; TBP-class protein binding; RNA polymerase III general transcription initiation factor activity. NCBI's taxonomy places the organism in Eukaryota, Metazoa, Chordata, Actinopteri, Siluriformes, Ariidae. Gene Ontology annotation, cellular component: nucleus; transcription preinitiation complex; transcription factor TFIIIB complex. The record is from RefSeq and is a predicted model, not a curated record.